Molecule: messenger RNA, 4334 nt
Organism: Malania oleifera
Lineage: Eukaryota; Viridiplantae; Streptophyta; Magnoliopsida; Santalales; Ximeniaceae
Product: putative glucose-6-phosphate 1-epimerase
Exons: 11
Coding region: 3067-4077 (336 amino acids)
Biological process (GO): carbohydrate metabolic process
Molecular function (GO): isomerase activity; carbohydrate binding
Source: RefSeq, a predicted model, not a curated record
UUUCUCUCUCUCCAUCUCGCAUUCUCUCACGAACCUCUCUUUCUCUCUCUUCUUUUUUGUUUUCGUUCUUUCUCUUCUUUAUGUUUCUUUUUUCUCUUCUUUCUAUUUUUGAUUUCUUUUCUUUUCAAAUCUCACCCCUUUUCUUUUUAAUUGUGUAGGUCUAGACCGAAAAGGAAAUAUAAGCAAAGAGCUUUGGGCACUCUGCCUUCAAAUCCAAGCUCGGAUCAAAAGAUUUCAAAGAUAAGUCCUAUUAUUGGUUCCUUUUCUUUUGAUUUUUUUUUUUUGAUUGUUUUCUUGAAUUUUCUUGGCAAUUUUCCCAUAAGCCAAACGGGUUGAGAUUUGUCUGACUUGGGUUCUAACCCAGGUUAGGUGGCUAGCUAGGUUAGGUUAUGUUUAGGGUUUGAUUGGGCUUAGUCUGGGUAGGCUAAGCUAAGGUUGGGCUAGUUUGGAUUUGGGCUAUGGUAGAAUUGGGCCAGGAGCAUGGGUUGUUGGGCUUAGUAGGUUGGGCUGGGGGACAAUUGGGCUUUGGGUUUGAAUUUAAUUAAAUGGACUUGAAUUUAGUUAAUGGGGUUUGGCCAAUUGGGUUGAGCCCAAUAGGCUCAAACUGGAAUACAAGUUUAUGGGUUUUAGUCCAUUUAAGCUUGGGAUUAGGUUAAAGGUCAAUGGUCCUAGGUCCAAGUUAGACCUGGGUCUUAGAUCUUCGAGUCAGAUAAUUAGGAUUCAGGUCAAAUUGACUAGGGUUUGGGUUAUUGGAUUUGGAUAUGGGUAUAGGUAUUCGGGUCUGGGUAUCCUGGUCAAGUUGACUCAGUUCCUAGGUUGGGUCUCAAAUCCGAGAUAUUGAACCCGAAUGUAGAUAAUCAAAUCUGGAUUACAGACUCUUUUUUACAUUCAAAUCUCAAAAAUUUAAAUUUUAAAUUUUUAUAAUUUUAAUUAUUAAAGAAGCAAACAGAACUUAAACAAAAAUAAAGAAAAUCAACAUUUGUCUUUUAACUCAUCCAAUCUUUAAGUGGGCUGCUUUGAAUCCCCACUGCCAAUUUCUCUAUUGCUUCUGCAAUUCAUGUUUUUUGAUCUUCUAUCUUCCUUUACCUUCUCAAUUUCAAGCAUUUAAACUCUUUUACAAUUCUUAAGCAAUCCCUCUCUUUGUCUCAUUGUGUGUUUGAAUUUCAAUAUCUGUUUGUCCUUCUCACUCUAAAAAAUUCUCUAUUUAUAAGUUUAAAGAUUCAUUCAAUUCAAUACUGAUUAAAUCAAGCAGCACUAAAUUUAAUCAAUCAAAUUUAUUUCAAUUUUUCCACAUUUCUCAUAUAUCGAUCUAAUUGUUAGAUUUUCUUUUGCAAGUUUGAAUUUGAAGCUGAAAAUGUUGGUGACUUCUUUUAUUUCAUUGUUUCAAUUUUUGGUUAUUUUCAUAAUUUUUUCCUAAAUUUUCGCAUUUUAUGGAAUAAAAAUUUUGCCAAAUUUUUGUUGUAUUAGCUCCAAACAAAAUGGGUUGUCUACAUUCCUUAUAACAAAUCAUAAAACUUUUUGUGUAAUCAUUUAUUUUGUGAUAGUAAUAUAUAUAUAUAUAUAUAUAUAUAUAUAAAUAUAUAUAAUUAUUCUAUUAUUAGGAAUAAAUAUUAUGCGAGCCAAAUAUAAUUUAAAAAUAAUGAAUUUAUAGAAGGCCCACGUAAUCUAUUGUAUAUUUCAAAUGAACAUAGUAAGUGAUGGGCCUAGCCCAUGGUUUGACAACCACCCUAUGCCUAAAUAAGAUUUAUAUAGCAUAUCAAUUAAUUUCUAAAAGAAAAAAAAAAUACUAAAGCAUUACAUAGAAAAAAAUAACAUAUAAUAGAAUAGAUAAGAUUUAAAGAAAUCAUAUACAGUAAUGUACUAUUAUUGUUUAAUAUCUAUCAUUAGCGUAGUACUUAAAUAUAAUAAAAUAUUAUAUUUAAUAAUUUGUGUGUACAUAUAUAAUACUUUCAUCUUGAAAUAUUAAAAAAUUAUUAUUAAAAACAGUAUACAAAAUAAUAGAAUUAUAUAUGCCAAUGGAUCAUAAAAUAAUAGAUUAUUAUAUUGCUACUAUGAAAAUAUAAAUUUAUUCAUCCACAAAAAAAUAAUUUAUACAACAAUUUUGUCCAACUCAAGAUUUCAGAAAGUAUUUGUGGACUGGAAUAAUUUGAAUUUUAAUUAAAAUACUAACUAAAAAUAUAAGAAGGAUCACACCCAGUAGGUCAAGAAAUGAAAGUAUUUGCCCCCACGGGCAUGGUACGGUGGAAAGGCAUCAACAAGUAAGAAGGAGCAUCGAGAGUUUAAUUUCAGGUAAAUAUACUCACAGAGCCAGCGGUACCUAUGGAUGGUGAGAGUUUACCCUAUGAGCCAAUGAGGAUCGUGGAUGGUGAGAGUUCAUUCUGUGAGCCAGCGGGGACCGUGAAUGGUAAUGAAGAUGUAUCCCGGGAGUCGGGUUGGCCUAACGUCCAACUGUUAUACAAAAGCCGUGUCUGUAUGCUGAAUUUUACCCUGAUCAGUGAAACUUAGGGGCGGAGGAUGUUGAUCCGUAGGUUUUGCGCCACACCAAGGGGUCCAAAUGGCUCGUUGAUGGCUGGAGUUCUUAUGUAAUAAAAAAAAAAAAUAAAAUGAAAGCAUUCAAUUAUUUGAAGUAAAAAAUCUGAUUAAUAUAAAUGAUAUAUAUAUAUAUAUAUAUAUAUAUUCAACUAUAAAAGAUUGUAGUUAAAUAAAAAUAUUUGCAUUUGAAAUAUUUGUCUUGAUAAUAAACUUUGUUGGUACAUUUAUUGUUUGAUAAUAUUAUUUAAUAUAUUUUGAAGUAAUGGACAGACAAAUUUAUUUAGCAAUAUAUUAAAAUACUAAUAUAUUUUGUUAAUAUAAAUAAUGAGCUGUACUUUAUGCGUUUUAUUAGUUUUAAAAUAUAAAAUUUUUGAAUUCCUAAAUUUAAUUUAUAAGAUAUUUUAGGACAAAAAUGACGACAUAAAAAUAAAAAUGAAAACAAAAUUAAAGAAAAGAAAAGAAUAUCCGAAUUUUUUCAGAACAGAGGUAGAGGUAUGCUAUUGCCAUAGCCUAUAGAUUCUGCAAUUGGAAAAAAUGGCGACAUUUUCCAUGGCAUUGUCGCUCUCUUUCCCCACUCUUACCUCUUCAACUCUCCCCCGAUUCAACCGAUCGUCAGGUAUGGCUUUUGCAAGCGUAGGCAAAGAGAGUAGUACUUGUUUGGGUGUGCGGGUGACUGAAGGGGUCGGGAAGUUACCAAAGGUUGUGCUCACUUCUGCUCACGGUAGUGAGGCUGAGAUAUAUUUAUUUGGAGGAUGCAUUACAUCUUGGAAACUUUCAAAUGGGAAUGACCUUCUUUUUGUUCGCCCUGAUGCUGUGUUCAACGGACAGAAACCUAUCAGUGGAGGCAUUCCACAUUGUUUCCCACAGUUUGGACCAGGCCCAAUGCAACAGCAUGGAUUUUCAAGGAAUAUGAAUUGGUCUAUUAUUGAUUCUGAAAAUGUAGAAGGAAAUCCUGUUGUUACGCUGGAGCUGAAGGAUAGUCCUUACAGUCGUUCCAUGUGGGAUUACAGCUUUCAAGCAUUAUACAAGGUCACUCUGCAGAUGAAAAAUCUUUCAACAGAAUUGACAAUUACAAAUACAGACAAGAGGCCAUUUUCAUUCAACGCGGCCUUACAUACUUAUUUUCGUGACUGGGCGUCGACUCAUGGUUGCUCGAAGCUAUCACUGGUUCCAACUCUUUUGGUGCCUCAGGCUUCUGUAAAUGGGGCAGCUGUGAGAGGUCUGAGAGGCUGCAAAACAUUGAACAAAGAUCCAGAUCCUAAGAAUCCACUAGAGGGUAAGGAAGAAAGGGAUGUGAUCACUUUUCCUGGAUUUGUUGAUUGCAUUUACCUUGAUGCUCCUAAUGAGUUGCAUCUUGAUAAUGGAUUGGGUGAUGUAAUAUCUCUCAGGAAUACAAACUGGUCAGAUGCUGUUUUGUGGAAUCCAUACCUGCUGAUGGAAGCAUUCUACAAAGAUUUUGUAUGUGUUGAAAAUGCCAAGAUUGGAAAAGUCCAGCUGGAGCCUGAACAAUCUUGGACAGCCACGCAGCAUCUUAGCACUGCCUGAGGUUUAGCCGUGGCCAACUUUCCGAGUUUGUAGAAGUAAUCAUGACUAAUUUCAAUUUUGCUUUUGUUUCUCGAAUAUAUAUUUUUAUUUUUCUUUUAAAUGGUUUACUGGCACGAAUGAGGCACUCUUGCUAGUCCAAUGUUCUCCAAAACAUUGUUUCAUGUUAAUGUGUGUUUGGUUGACAUAUUGAUAUCCAUAUUUUAUUAUGUAUUCCAGGAUAAGUGGGUAAUGCAAUUUCUUGUACUCUUUUUCUCUCA